Molecule: messenger RNA, 963 nt
Organism: Ostertagia ostertagi
Lineage: Eukaryota; Metazoa; Nematoda; Chromadorea; Rhabditida; Trichostrongylidae
Source: the annotation of a GenBank genome assembly
UUCGGAAGUCUGAUAUCACUGGUUGGCUGCGCAUGUAAUCUCCUGUUAUUAUUCCUUUUCCUGUCGAGGAGUCUUAGUAAUCCCUUCCAUACAUUUCUUGCUUUCCUCGAUUUUAUGCUUUGCUUCUUAUUUAUUGCCUGUUUUGGAGCCCUCACUCUAUCAGUCACUUUCAGGAUAGAAUGGUUGUAUACACUGGUAAAGAACAACAACGUUCUUAUGCUUAUUGCAAGUCGGAUUGUUCAACUUUGUAUCCCAUAUACUCUUAUCGCCAACACCGCCUUCCGAUUGGCAUCAAUUACUCAACGAUCACGACCACACAAACGAAGUCGAAAUUUGCAAAUAACUGUGGUGGUGAUUGCUUCCACAGCAGUGUUUUUGCGGCUGCCGGGUUAUUUCUUUAUUGAAGUGGUUGAUCUUCCCUACUGUGAUUUUUUCGAAAGUCGCGUUUUAUCGGGAAAGGUUGUGGAUCCAUUAGUGGCGAAGAUGUACACUAUAAGUGACGUUCUUAUACAGUUCCUUCACCUGUUCGUCUCGUUUAUAAUUCUUUGUGUGCUGAAUUGUGUUGUAAUACAAAAGCUGAGAAAUUCACAUGAACGUGCAAGACGGCAGUCGUUGUGUCCAACGAUUACCUACCCGGAUAAACGAAAUAUCGAUGCAGAAGAAGAGGAACGACGAGAGCGUAAAACUCUUCGAUGUACAGUGAAGACUACAAUAGUGAUCAUUUCUUCAUACUUGGCAUGUAAUAGUGUCAAUUUCAUCUUGUACUGCAUAGAAAUGUUCAACUCAAGCCUUACACAGGAUGAUAUGGGAUACUUCGACGUGUUUUAUGUGGUGGCCAGCGAUUUGGGAACAAACCUAUUUGUAUUGUCGUCUACAAUACGAAUCUUCGUCUACUACAAGUAUAAUCCUACGAUUCGUGACCAAAUCCGAAGUGUCACCGUUGUUAAAGUUCUGCUUCCAUGA